AUGGCCGCAGGAAGAUCAUAUAUAGGUGCUACCUAUGAGCAAGAUCCUUUUUACAAAAAGAAAGAAGACAAGCUAAUAAAAUCAAUGACAUGACCUCCAGAAUAUUCUCAGAAAGUAGACAUAAAAAAAGUUAAUAUGAAACUCAUAAACAAAUGAAUUUCCAAAAGAACAACUCAAAUUUUGGAAAUAGAAGAUGAGAUUUUAGCUAAUUUAAUAACUGCUUUUCUUGAAAAUACAGAAAAUGCUUUGGAUCCCAAAAAGCUUGAGCUCAGCAUUCAUGGCUUCUUAGAAGAAAACACGAGAGGCUUUGUUCUUGAAUUAUGAAGGCUCCUUAUAUCAGCGAAUAAAGACCCGAAUGGAAUUCCUUCUGCUUUGUUUGAAGAAAGCUUAGAAUUAUUAGUUGAAGAAGGAAAGGAAGAAAAUAAGAGGGAAUCUGGCAAAAGGCCUCAAAAAAAGUGAAGGGAAAGAUCAAGAGAGCGAGGCCGAUAUAGAGAUGAUUAUAGGCAUAGGGAAAGACAUCGUGAUAGCCAUCGCCAUAAGAGCGAUUCAAGUUCAAGUGAGAAAACUUGGUCUAAAUCUUCGUCGAGCUCUUCAGAAAGAGAACGAAGACAUCGAAAGUAUCACAGAUAA
This is a messenger RNA of Blepharisma stoltei, 630 nucleotides long. NCBI's taxonomy places the organism in Eukaryota, Ciliophora, Heterotrichea, Heterotrichida, Blepharismidae. The record is from the annotation of a GenBank genome assembly.